This is a messenger RNA of Blepharisma stoltei, 705 nucleotides long. Lineage: Eukaryota; Ciliophora; Heterotrichea; Heterotrichida; Blepharismidae. The record is from the annotation of a GenBank genome assembly.
AUGGCAGUCGUCAAGGUGUACACAACAUCUCUACAUUCAAGCAGGAUUGAAUUUGAUCACUCCCAGCUCGCUGUCCAACUUUUAUCUGUGAAAGGCAUUCCUUUUGAAGAAAUUGACCUCAAUAGCGCCGGUCCAAUUGGAAACACCAAAAUGAGAAUCAUACUAUAUUCCUCUCAUCAGCUUUUUAAAAUCAAACGAGAAAACAAUACAAGCUCAUGGCCGCUCCCCCAAAUCAUGAUAAACGGUGUAUACAUAGGAGGCUACCCUGAGCUCCAGUAUCUUGAAGACUCUGGAGACCUCACCAAAAUCCUUACAGGAAAAAGAUGCCCUCAUGUAUAUUUGCAUUUUCUCAAAGGAAACUUGCUAGGCACGCUAUCUUCAUAUACUUAUUGUCCAAUUUGCAAUCCUAAUAGCUCUUUAAUAAUCAGGAUUGACUCUAAUUAUUCAAACUCUGUAGAAGAUUUUCAAUUAAUCAGGACCCUUUUGAACUCUCACGUGACAUUUUCAGUUAUUGACAUAGACAAUCCAAAAGUUUCAAAGGUUACAGGGCAUUCUCUCCACGGGCAUACAAUUUCUAGAGAAGCUUUAAUCAGCCAUGCUGAAAACAAUUUAUUAAUAGGGAUGCUCAAUAAAGAAAUUUGCAUAAAAUGCUUGAAAAAGACAAUCCUCUGUGAAAUCUGCAGUGAGUGUAAAAAGGUAAUUUAA